AUGGAAUUUAGCGCAAAUUUUCUGGAAGGUUGGGAGCGUGGCGGUGCUUCUUUUGUUGUGUAUCAUAAUGGUAAGAAAGUCGUUGAUUUAUGGGGAGGAUAUGCUGAUGCCGAAAGUGAAAGACCAUGGAAGAAAGAUACCCUUAAUGUUGCAUUCUCAUGCACGAAGGCAUUCGCUGCUCUUUGCGUUGCCAAGCUUGUGGACGGAGGACACCUGAAGUACGAUGAUUUAGUGAUCAAGUUUUGGCCAGAGUUUGGAAAACAUGGUAAAGAAAAUAUCACCAUCCGCUGGUUGCUGGGUCAUAGAGUGAGUGCCAGAGAGUUAGUUUUGAGAUUUCCGGCUGGUCUCGCGUAUACUGACAAGAAAAUCCAUUUUUCUAUUGCCAAUGACUGGAAAGCGAUUGCAAGAGUUUUUGAAGAACAG
Molecule: messenger RNA, 423 nt
Organism: Strongylus vulgaris
Lineage: Eukaryota; Metazoa; Nematoda; Chromadorea; Rhabditida; Strongylidae
Source: the annotation of a GenBank genome assembly